GCGGAAGUGGUGCGGCAGCUGCCCGUUUCCAGGGGGACGUAUGUGGUCAGUAAUUGUAUUGUACAGCAUCUCCAUUGUUUAUAGAUGUGCGGGACUGGCAGAACUGACACGUUCCUGUUAGCUCUUUGUUGUGCAGUGCAGUGGUACUGGCUGGAGAGCUAGCGACAAAGAGAAGAAAAGUCUUAUGACCUAACCAGACACGGUGUGUUCCUCAGUAGUACUGGGCGGAUGCUUCUGGACAGCUGACAGAUCUAGCGGCAAGAAGUAGUCGUGGCAGUGGAACCCAGAUGUUGAGGGAGAACGCAUUCUUUAUACACACCCACACCCUGCAUGCUAUUGCUGUAUGCAAUUAAUUGCAAAAGUCUGGCAAAUAGUGCAGACUACACUGUAUACCUGUUGUUGAAGGACAACGUUCUUGGACUAUUCCAUUAAACGCUUUUUAGUGUGCAGUGCUACUGAGAUAGACACAAAGCGCUGAGAAGGCGUGUCUGACUGACACUUAUUGGAGUAGGAGUUCAACCAGAGGCAGCGCUGAGCCCUCUGGCUUUGCGUUACUGUGGUGAGAUUUUGUGAUCGGGUCUUCUACCCUGAUACAAUCCUCCGUGGAUCUUGCACUCUAGUCUUAAGCACUGAAGCAUCAAAAAAAAAAAAAAAAAAAAAAAAAAAAGCACAAUGGAAUUCAGUUUUGAUGUCAAUGCGCUUUUUGCAGGGAGGAUAACUAUGCUGGACCAUAAUCUCGCUCCAGCGCGCAGAAAUGGCAGAGUAGACUUCCAUCAACAAAUGGAGACAGUCAUAGAUGAAAUUGGCAAGGCCUCAGCCAAGGCCCAGCGGUUACCUGCUCCAAUCACCAGUGCUGGGCGAAUGCAAGUCAACAAACAUCAUCUUUACAUCCUGAAAGAUGGGGCAGCCAAUGGGGGAAAAGGAGCAGUGAUUGGGUUCCUCAAGGUGGGAUACAAGAAACUGUUUGUUUUGGACCGUCAAGGAGCUCACAAUGAGGUAGAGCCGUUAAGCAUUCUGGAUUUCUACAUCCAUGAGGCAUUGCAGAGACAUGGUUAUGGCAGAGAACUCUUUGAAUACAUGCUGAAGAGAGAGAAUGUGGAGCCAUGUCAGCUAGCAGUGGAUCGCCCUUCAGAAAAGUUCCUCUCUUUCCUCAGGAAGCAUUACAGGCUAAGAGACACAGUUCCACAGGUGAAUAAUUUUGUGGUGUUUGAAGGUUUCUUUCGCGAUAAAGCUGCACCUGGGAGAAAGCUUCCACCCAAAAGACCAGAGGAAGAAAUCAAACCCUAUUCACUUUCUGAAAGAGAGAAAGAAGAUGUUGAGUUGCCUUGGCCUUUCAAUCAGUCUCACUCAUUGAGUCAGUCUGGCAGCGCGGGGUGUUCACCCACUAGGACAGCACCCCACACCAUUCUAAAUGAGAAAGAACACCUGAAACAUGUGCAGAUUGAGCGACACCGAUCUGCCUUAAACGGGGAAAAUGACGUGGCACAGAGGAGAAGAACUAGCUUCACCAGUGAUCACUUGGGAAUGGCAGCACAAAGUAACAUGUACAGUCGAUAUGGAAGCAGUAUUUCAGCUACCUCUUUCCCAAAGAAGGCAGCCAUGGAAAAUGGAAAAUCAGAUGAAAGCUGUCAAGCAAAAUCCAGUUCAAGUGCACAGCCAAGUUUGAACUCCUUACCAGUGAGUAAAGCAGAGAAGACAGAGCUAGACAUUCCAGCACGUCAUCCUCCCAGUGCUAUAGGUGAAGGUGAAACUGUCCAGAAAGGCCAGGGUCUGACACAGAUACCUCCUAUACAAGCUGAUCCUCCUUAUCCUCCACGAUUUGACAAGAUGUUAACUAAAGAACAAGUGGAGAACUACUUAGGACUAAACAACAGCCAGAAAGAAGAGGCUCAGGAAGGAAGCAAGCAAAUGAUAAAAGAUGGGGAACAUCAAAAAGGCUACAGAGAUGUUGGAAGUAAUUUAAAACUGCAUAUGGAGAAUAGUGAUGCAGUGAAUGAGAAGUAUGGAAGAAAAUGUGUACAACCAAAUGUGCAUUCCCAGCAGCAAGCAGGAGUAACAGGACUUAACACAGGACUGCUUAAUAAUUGCACAUCCUGGACAGUGAUGGGGAUCCCAAAUACUGCACAGUGGAUUAGAUAUAACCAGCAGUUUCGAAGCACCAGACCAUGGUGAAACCAUGUUUCGAAGCACCAGACCAUGGAAAUCUGCAUAUGUAUUUUGCUGCGAGAUUUAAAACUUUUGCUGUUUGCACAGAAAUUGACUAAUUGUGAUACUAACAUUGCCUGCCUAAUACUGGAGGCCUGAUGUAUUAAGCAGUAACUGUGGUAAAGAAAGAAAUGAUACAAUAGUACUAGUUUUUACUGAAUCCUAAGUUGACACUGAAUCUUUGUUAGGCUGACAACAAACUUAUCUCCAGUUCAUCUAUGGAUACACUUUGAUUGGAAUAUUUUGAAGUGCCUUGCACUGUCACUGUAUGUGUUAGAACCUGCAACAGAUACUGUGCCAGCUGAUGUUUCUGGCCUCUGCUGAGCUGAAGUAGCCUAAUAUUUGGGACGCAGUUGGAUAUUUUUGCUAGACACACACACACACACACACACACACACACACACACACACACAUAUAUAUAUUGAAGUUUUGAAUCUUCAAACGUGAAUGGAGAUCACCGUACAGUGCAGAAUGGGAUAUUUACAGUUUUCCUCACUGUAGUGCAGUUUUGGAGUUGGUAU
This is a messenger RNA of Protopterus annectens (West African lungfish), 2726 nucleotides long. RefSeq names its product alpha tubulin acetyltransferase 1 (gene ATAT1). The transcript has 12 exons. The record is from RefSeq and is a predicted model, not a curated record. NCBI's taxonomy places the organism in Eukaryota, Metazoa, Chordata, Ceratodontiformes, Protopteridae. Gene Ontology annotation, molecular function: tubulin N-acetyltransferase activity. Gene Ontology annotation, cellular component: microtubule. Bases 673 to 2172 code for a protein of 499 amino acids. Gene Ontology annotation, biological process: alpha-tubulin acetylation.